Messenger RNA from Raphanus sativus (radish), 1250 nucleotides. Its product is annotated as pentatricopeptide repeat-containing protein At3g29230-like. The coding region runs from base 54 to 1166 and encodes 370 amino acids. Gene Ontology annotation, molecular function: RNA binding; protein binding. Gene Ontology annotation, biological process: RNA modification. Lineage: Eukaryota; Viridiplantae; Streptophyta; Magnoliopsida; Brassicales; Brassicaceae. The record is from RefSeq and is a predicted model, not a curated record. The transcript is spliced from 2 exons.
UCCAUCUGGUCAUUUUGCCGCCAAACCACUGAGAAAAAACAACGCAAAUCAGUAUGAGUCUAGGAUUAGCCAGAUCAAGAGGAAGAGGAAACUCGAUAUCUCUUGAUAAACUCAUCGAAUGCAGGAAAAAUCUUUCAAAACCAUCACCAAGACUCUGGCCUGACGAACCAGCUCGACCUCAGACAACGCACCUCGAUGAAACAGGACAACCCGUUGUGGAAAUCCAUCAUCCGUUGCUCCAAAAGCUCGAAUCUUUAAGAUCCCCGAACGAUUUUGAUCAAGUCUAUGCCCAGAUUGUAGUCUCUGGGCUCCUUCAACACUCUCUUGUCUCAGGACGAGUGAUCAAAAAGCUCUGCACGUGUUUUAACUCGGCUUCACGGGCUGCUUCGGUUUUCGAUUCCAUCUAUGAACCUGACGCGUUUAUGGGUAACACUGUUCUGAGGUGUUUAAUUAAUUCGAGACAACCGCUGGGUGCGUUGAGGUUUUACUACGAGAAAAUGGUGGCGAGAUGCGUUUUGCAGAACCAUUACACGUGUCCGUUAGUGGCAAAGGUGUGUGCGGAGAUUGGGUUUGUAAAAGAUGGGGAAAAGAUUCAUGCUUUGGUUUCCAAGAAAGGGUUUGGUUUAGAUUUGUUUGUGAGGAACUCUUUGAUUCAUAUGUACUCUGUUUUUGGACGGAUACGAGAUGCACGCAAGGUGUUCGAUGGUGGGUAUAUGUUUGAUUUGGUUAGUUGGAAUGUGAUGAUCGAUGGGUAUGUGAAGAACGGUCGAGUCGAUAUUGCACGCAAGGUGUUCGAUGAAAUGCCUGAAAGAGAUGUUUUCUCGUGGAACUCUAUGCUUUGCGGUUACGCGAGAGUUAAAGAUAUGGAGGAAGCUCGUUGUUUGUUUGAGGCUAUGCCUGCUCCUGAUGCUGUUUCUUGGAACUGUAUGAUUGAUGGUUAUGCUGCGGGGGGAGAUGUUGUAAUGGCGCGUGUGUUUUUCGAUAGAAUGCCCAGAAGGAAUGUUGUUUGUUGGAAUACAAUUUUGGCUCUUUAUGCGAGGAACAAGAACUAUACAGAAUGUCUUAGACUUUACGAGGAGAUGGUGGAUAAAGAAGAUGGCUUUAAGCCAAACAAAGCAUCUAUUACAAGCGUCUUGACAGCUUGUGAGAGGUCUUUGAUGGGAUGAGAGAGAGAAGCAUUGUGUCGUGGAACUCUAUGAUCAUGGGAUAUGGCAUGAAUGGGGAUGGAGAGAAAGCUGUAGAGAUGGUUC